Messenger RNA from Leptinotarsa decemlineata (Colorado potato beetle), 5056 nucleotides. RefSeq lists its product as uncharacterized. The record is from RefSeq and is a predicted model, not a curated record. NCBI's taxonomy places the organism in Eukaryota, Metazoa, Arthropoda, Insecta, Coleoptera, Chrysomelidae. Gene Ontology annotation, molecular function: metal ion binding; ubiquitin-protein transferase activity. Gene Ontology annotation, cellular component: BRCA1-A complex; BRCA1-BARD1 complex. Gene Ontology annotation, biological process: double-strand break repair via homologous recombination; positive regulation of transcription by RNA polymerase II.
GCGGGAAGGUUUAUGUAAUUUUUUUAGUACAGUGGUUUUGAAAUGUAAAUAAUAAAAUCAAAAAAUGUGUGAUGAAAAAAUAUCAAAGUUUUGUAAAAUAAUUUCAGAGUUGAAGGAUAAAUUAAAAUGUACAAUAUGUCUUGAUGUUAUACAAGAUUCCGCAGAAUUGGCGUGUGGACACAAAUUUUGCCAUGGCUGUUAUUCUGAACACAAAUCGAAACAGAAACAACCUUCGUGUCCUCUUUGCAAGGCAGUUGUCCGAAGACGCUCAGUGAUAUAUAAAGAUGAAUUUUCCGAUAAACUCAGUUUAUAUGUUUCUAAAGUUGCUGAUAUUUUCAAAAAGGCAUAUGGUUGUGAUGUCGAAAGAAUGGUUUCUCAUCCCGCAGCUGUAACCAAAAGAAAAACAAGAAACACUGAGAAAAAUAUUUCUGAGCAUGAAAAACCUUCUACUUCAAAGAACCCUUCUAAAGGAUCCAAAGUUAUUUCCGAACAUGAAAAACCUUCUACUUCAAAGAACUCUUCUAAAAGAAGAAUAGUCAUUCCUGAACGUGAAAACCCUUCUACUUUGAAAAAAAAUUCUAAAGAAUCACUGGUUAUUUCUGAACGUAAAAAACCUUCUACUCCAGAGAAGACUUCUAAAGGAGUAAUAGUAUCAUCUCGCAACGAUGUCUUUGAUAAACUCCGGAUUAAUCAAUCCCCAGAUAACUUGUUAGUGAACAGAACAGGUACCAAGAGAAUAUACCACAACAAAAAGAAACAACAGCAAGAAAAAGAAUAUACUCACAAGAUACUGGACUUCGAUGACCACGAGACCAAAUAUGAUGUCUUGAGGUGGUUGAACGAUACUAGAAACAAAUUUGAGAGGAUGACACUAACUCAAAGCUUUGACGUGGAAAAUAACGAUAACAUUUCAACAACCGAUCUAGUUUCUGUCUCCCAAGUCAGGCAGAAUGAAAGCGUACCCCCUUUAAGGAGCACUACAAAGUGCAGACCGCGAGCUAGGUCUCUGGAUAUCAGUACAAAGAAAGUGCUAGAUACAAGAAACAGAGAGGGAAGUUGCGUCGAUGUCGCAGAUAAUUAUGUUAUAGAGGAUGCCGAUACUGAAGAAGAGAAAAUUGUGAAGAAAGUUGAAGAAAACGUUUUGUUGAACAUCAUUGAGGAUCGGUAUUUGGAUAAGUUGGAGAACGAGAUACAAAAUAAGGUCAAUUGUGAAACUACCCCCAAAAAUCUUCCCCAAGAAGCCCAAAACACCCAACCAUCUACGAGCGGUUGGGAGCGAAUUGGAAAAAUCAAGAAGACUUUAAGGAAGAAGGAGAAGGCUCCAAAGAAACUCAAUAUUACCGUAAAAUCUUCUCAGGCUUCUCAGAAGAAAGACUGUACAGAUUCAAGCAUAAAAAAUUCUGCCCAAAAAGAAUCCCCUAUAAAUCUAAACAAAAUUCAAAGUCCUAGACAAGAAGAUCGUGUAUCAAGCACAAGUAAGGCUUCAGAAGAUAAGGCUAAGGGUGUUGAGAUUCAGAGAAAAAUUCCCAAAUAUUAUGAUUUGAAUGCACUUGAAACGUAUAUUUGUGAAAACAUUGAAAUUUUACCAAAAGACGAUAUUUUUGACGAUAGAAACAAUGAAGAAGAUAGUGAUGAUAUGUCGAACAAAGAAAAUAACGAGAAUGUAGUCAAUAAGGUUGCAAAAAAUGAGAAUGUCAUUGUACUAGAAAAUAUUGUUCUGAAAAAUAACAGUCUCGACGAGUCUCCAACAAAAGAUGUUGAAGAUCCUUACUUGCUACCAACGCAAAAACUUGAUACCUCUAAUAAUUCCAAGUCUAAAAAUCAGGCUGACAACAAUCCAUUCAUGAUGCUCACUCAAAAAAUCAGCACAGAAGCCGAUGUUGAUGACGUAUUUUUGAAAGCAACUCAAAAAUGCAGGAAUCGUUCGAAAGAAAUUUAUGAUUAUGUAGAUCUAGAAGAACGCUACGAAACGAUCGAAGAUGUAUUCGAUACUUUAGAUAGUCAUUUGAAAUUUUGCAAGGAAAAAGUCAGUAGUACCUCCAUAUCAGAUAAAUUGGAUAUUGUCAGUCGUUGUGUGGCAAAAUUGCGAGAAUUCGUCACAGAAAAAACCCUUGGCAAUACCUCCAGAGCUAUCGAAAUUACCUCGUUCCACGAUCUUUGUGAAAGAGGUAUGCAAACUUCUUUUAACUUGUCAGCUAAGCUAGUACAAACUGAAAAUUGUGGAAAUAUCGACCAAGAAGUACAAACAGAAGAUAUCGAUGAAAAAGCCGAUCUAAGUUCUUCAAAGUCUCUUAAAAAUGUCGGUCACAUCACCCAGAAUUCAGAAAAGGCUUUACACACGAUCACUUCCGAAUCCCAGGCGAAUUUUGAAAACGAAUCAUCUGGUGCUCAAGAAAAGCAAACUGUAGUGGCUGUAACAACCCAAAACAAUUGGUUCUCUGCUACAUUGGACAAUUUUUGUUUCGAAACUCAAGAUAUUACUAAAGAAAAUGAUAAACUGAAUGUUCAACCGGAGACACAAGCUGAGACUCAAAAAAGAUCUGUGACUAACGAGGCCGAAAAAGGAUCUGUGAUUGACGAGGCUAAAAAGGAAUCCGUGACCGAUGAGGCUCUUGCUCUGCCUGAAAAAGCUGAUAAAUCUCAAAAAUCAACAAUUUCUGUGUUGGUUUGUAGCUUCAGCUCUGAGAAAGCUAAUAAAGUAAACCGAAAAUUGACGUAUCAUGACAGUGUCAGUACGAAAAGAACUUUAUCUGAUAGUGAUGAGGAGAUUAUCAUGCCCAAAAGACUUUGCAACAGGUUUAUUCGGGAUGAUUUGUCUGUAGAAUUCGACGUCAAUACCGAAACGCAAAAUACCCAAAACAAGAAAAAUGAUUUGGAAAUGCCUGAUAGCGAGGGAGCCGAUUUUGAGGACUAUCUGCAGACAGUAUUGAAAAAAUAUGAGGACAAUAACGAUCUUAUCACCACUCCUGAAAAAACCGACGUUUGUCAGAAUAUUGAGGAAAGAGAUGCAGAAGAGAACCCAACCGCGAUACCUGUAAAAGAUCCCCAACAACUUGAAGAUAACAUGAUGGACUGCAGUGAGAUAGUGGCAAGAGUGAACGAGAAUAUAAACAAAAUGAAGCUCGACAAUACCUCAAGAUCGUCCUACAAAACUGCCUGUCUGAGUACCGAGCAACGUAUGCAAAAUGUUGACUUGGGUUUACACCAAGAACUAGAUUUAAAAGAAGAGGAAGAUGUAAGAGGUCAGACCGAAUCUUCCGACAUCAUCGGAGAGACUGAGAGCAUGGAACCUCUGCCUAAGAGGGCGAGGAAGGCGAACCUCAACGUAGGUUUCGAUCAGGGGGAACAAGCUUCUAGUGCUCUCAACUUACUUGGCAUAGCGAACAGCGAAAACAGGAAAGAAACGGUUUGUCAAGAGUUGGACGACAGUUUAGAUGAUGCGGAGCUUGCGAAUAUUCAAAUAUCGGAGGAAAAUAGAUUGCAUGACAACACCAAAGAGCAAGGAGAAGAGUGCGUUGUGGAGAUGAACGAUGAAACUCUAGGCGCUCAGUUCAAUGAAGAAGACUUAUUUUCCGAUGAUGAUAUCGUUGAAACCACUCCUCAGAAAGAGAGCAGUCUUUUGGAGAAAAGGUCUCAGCGUAUACCCGCUUACAAUUUAUCGUUUCCUCCACCGAGUUUGCUCACAUCUGAUGACGUUAUUGAAAACUUCAACUUUGACUUUGCUCCACUUCCUCCCCCUCCCGAUUUCCAAGACACACCCCGUGAGGCCGAUAAAGAUGACACUGACCCAAGCCACAUCACCAUCAUAGAAUUGGAACAGACGCUUAAGGGCACUGCUCAGUCUCUAACCCCCGACGGGUUGCUGAAUUAUGAAAACAAGGAAACGGGAUCCCACUUGAACAAAUCUCUAGUGAAAUCUGAUUUGUUUGGGAAAGGCAGCUUUCAUUCCACACCGCAGAGAGCAACUCCAUUAGAUAUUCAAACCAAGCGCAUCAGCAGCACUCAGCUGAGUCAGGCGAGCAACCUCAGCUGCACUCUGUCCCCCAUAACUGGUGUCAGGAGUGUGAUAGAGCGAGCGCAAACAUCGACACACACUCCUCUAAUGAUUUCUAAUCAUUCCGCUCGCAAGCAGACCAUCAUGACUAGCACACCGAAGCAGAAGAGCAUGUGGAAUUACGUCAAGUCGCAGAAUUCUGAUUGUGAGCCUGCCAGAAGCAAACCUUGCAUUGCUUGUUCUAGACUCAGUAAAGAUAAGACACAGUCCAUCUCACUGUUGACGAAUAAGAAGUUGGCGACGUACAGUCAGGUGUUUGAUAAGUGUGUUACGCACAUGAUUGUCACCGUAACGGAAAAAAAUUGGAUCAAGGAUUACACGAUGAAGUUCGUUGCGGGGGUGGCUGCGGGGAUUUGGAUUUUGAACUUCGAGUGGGUACAGGAGUGUCUCAACAGCAAUUCCAUUGUUCCAGAGGAACCUUACGAAGUUUUGGAUGAUACUGGUAUGCCUGGUCCAAAAACUGCUAGGUUGACAAGAAAAGAAAAUCCCUUGCUGAAAGGUUUCAUUUUUUAUUGCGCUAAUUCAUUAUUUUCUACUAGCAAAGCGGAUGUAGAGGAGGUUAUCAAAAUGUUGGGAGGGAAAGUCGUUUCAACUCUUGAGAAAUUGUCUGAAAAAGAUGGGAAAAUUGGUUUGAUAAUCACUGAGGGAAGGUCUACACAAGAUUUUGAGGUUUAUGAAACUUGGCUUGAAACGUACAAAACCGUCACGGUUGACAUAGAAUGGCUCAGCAAAUCCGUGGGAAGGUACAAAUUGCUAAGUAUUCGUCCAUACAUUUGGUGCUCCGAUGAUCACCUGGACGAUUUGGGAUACCCACCAAAUUUAACAGAAGCGGUGCAGUCGUCUUCAUCAGAACAGUAUUAAGUUCAAAGAACUUAUGCAUAAUUUAAGAUUACAAUGUGAUUUAUUUUUAAGAAAUGUUUAUUGUAUGUUGCAUUUACAUAAAAAAUAUAGUUCUGUUCUUAUUUUUAUAUAUUUUUUGUAAUAAAUGUCCUCUGGUUUUGU